AUGUUCAAAAAACUAUUCAAAAGAACCAGCAACAAUGAAUUCACCGUGAGAAUGAGCGAGCCAAAAGAAUCGUAUUAUCUAGGCGAUAGAAAUGGUCUUGUGUUUGAAACUCAAAAUAUAGGCGAGUUGGGUUUGAAUCUGAAAGAGAUCAUGCCUCGUGUAAUCGAUGAUGUUGACCAUAGGGAGUUUAAUGAAAUUCCCAUGAUUUUAAGUGAACUUAUUGUUACAGAUUAUAAAGGAAAUUCAGGUACUAUUAUUCUUUUGAAACCCGCUGAUUCAGAUAUGGUUACUGAACUAGAAUAUUUUGGUGAUUGUAUUAGAAAAGAUGACGAGAGUGCUUUCAUUGAUCCAAAUCCAUCAAGGUCUUUGUUUAAAAAAGCACCAGCCAUUGAUAAUUUUCGAAUGAGAGUCACAUUCAUAAACAUCCCAAAAUCGAUAAAAUCAAUAGAUCUGUUUGAAUAUUUGGUGAAGCAUCCACCUUUAGAAACCAAAGUUGUUUUUGUAAAUGUUGAUAUCACAAAUUAUUAUGAUAAAGGAGAAAAAAAUGAAGAACAAUUUGUUUUGAAUAUAAUUAAAAGUCAGAAAAUGGACUUGAAAGACCAAUUGAAAGAAUUUGAAAAAGCGUUAGCACCAGACCAAAUCUUAAAAUAUCCAAAAGUCUUUGUCAAGAUGAUCAUGACAUUCCAUCAAAAUGUUGAGCUUUUACCAUCAUAUACCGAGACUGAACUACCAGCGUAUAGUUCAAAAGAAUGA
Hansenula anomala is the source of this 753-nucleotide messenger RNA. RefSeq lists its product as uncharacterized. The coding region runs from base 1 to 753 and encodes 250 amino acids. NCBI's taxonomy places the organism in Eukaryota, Fungi, Ascomycota, Saccharomycetes, Phaffomycetales, Wickerhamomycetaceae. The transcript has a single exon. The record is from RefSeq and is a predicted model, not a curated record.